CUUUUUUUCUUUUCUCAAUUAUCUCUCAAACAACAAAACCGGAAAAAAAUGAGCCUCACCACGGCCGCCGCCGCCGUGACGCUAAAUCCGUUAACCCCGUCUGCAUCUCGCGCCAAAUACAAACUUCCGUCCAAAUUCACCGUCAAGAAACCGUCAUCGGCCGCUGUAAUUCGCUGCUCACAGGACACCAAUCCCCAACAACAGCUCAACCUCUCAGUUCUUCGAUUCACCCUAGGGAUACCUGGGUUGGACGAAUCUUACCUACCCAGAUACAUCGGGUAUGGAUUCGGGGCGCUUUUAGUGCUGAAUCAUUUCGUGGGUUCGGAUUCUUCAUCCAUAAAUCCGCCCCAGCUUAGAACAGAGGCAUUAGGGCUUUCUUUGGCUGCAUUUUCUGCAAUUGUUCCCUAUCUUGGGAAAUUUCUCAAGGGUGCACCUCCGACCGAUCGGAAAAGUAUUCCGAAAGGUUCCGAGCAAAUCUUUGCCAUGUCACAGGAUAUUGCCACUGAUGCAAAGGAAGAUUUGGCUUGGGGAACUUAUGUUCUGUUGCGAAAUACGAACUCGAUAUCAGUGCUUGUUUCAGUUGGAGAUGUGAUAUGCGUGCGUGGCUAUUGGAAUACACCCAAAGCCUUAUCGAAAGAAGAUAUUCCCGAUUGGUUCACAAAGCAGAGUCAAAUGGUAGGGUUCUCCAACUUGACGGAUACAAUGUAUUUGCAACAGGCUGCUGCAGGCUCUGAACUGAAGGAGAUGUUACCGAAGGGGACCAAGUCUCUCCUUGUCCAACCUAUUCCGAGAGAUCCGAAGGUAAGCACAAGUCCAAUAGAUGAAAAAAACGAGGGUUUUGUCCUGUUGGCUUCGAGCAUUGAUUAUGCGUAUACUGAUAAAGACAAAGCAUGGAUAGCUGCCAUUGCAAACAAAUUUCGAGGUAGAAACGAGCCCUGAUAUUUAUCGUAUCCACAUGAUUUUUGAUGCCAUUGUUUAUGAUAUUAUGGACCCUUCUUUUAUAUGAUAUCAUCAAAUAGCUUCGGUGACAAAUAUGUUUGCCCGACUAUGUAUAAAUAACCGUUUUUUAUUUUCCUUA
Molecule: messenger RNA, 1078 nt
Organism: Erythranthe guttata (spotted monkey flower)
Lineage: Eukaryota; Viridiplantae; Streptophyta; Magnoliopsida; Lamiales; Phrymaceae
Gene: HCF208
Product: chaperone (DUF2930)
Biological process (GO): cytochrome b6f complex assembly
Source: RefSeq, a predicted model, not a curated record